Messenger RNA from Hipposideros armiger (great roundleaf bat), 7336 nucleotides. It is a transcript of the gene DOCK7, whose product is annotated as dedicator of cytokinesis 7. Gene Ontology annotation, biological process: axonogenesis; positive regulation of GTPase activity; small GTPase-mediated signal transduction. Gene Ontology annotation, molecular function: guanyl-nucleotide exchange factor activity. Lineage: Eukaryota; Metazoa; Chordata; Mammalia; Chiroptera; Hipposideridae. The transcript has 35 exons. The record is from RefSeq and is a predicted model, not a curated record. The coding region runs from base 88 to 4653 and encodes 1521 amino acids.
AGAAAUCUUCUCUACAUAUACCCUCAGAGUCUCAAUUUUGCCAAUCGUCAAGGUUCUGCCAGAAAUAUAACAGUGAAAGUUCAGUUUAUGUAUGGGGAGGAUUCGAGCAAUGCCAUGCCGGUAAUCUUUGGUAAAUCUAGCUGUUCAGAAUUUUCAAAGGAAGCCUAUACAGCCGUAGUAUAUCAUAACAGGUCUCCUGAUUUUCAUGAAGAAAUCAAGGUUAAACUCCCUGCUACUUUAACUGACCACCAUCAUUUGCUUUUUACUUUUUAUCAUGUUAGUUGUCAACAAAAGCAAAAUACCCCUCUUGAAACUCCUGUUGGAUAUACAUGGAUACCAAUGCUUCAAAAUGGACGAUUAAAGACUGGGCAGUUUUGCCUACCAGUCUCGCUGGAAAAGCCACCGCAGGCUUAUUCUGUGCUGUCUCCUGAGGUUCCUCUACCUGGCAUGAAAUGGGUAGAUAAUCACAAAGGUGUUUUUAAUGUGGAAGUUGUUGCUGUUUCAUCUAUCCAUACACAAGAUCCUUACCUUGACAAGUUUUUUGCUCUGGUCAAUGCUCUGGAUGAACACAUGUUCCCGGUCCGAAUUGGAGACAUGCGAAUCAUGGAAAAUAACUUAGAAAAUGAAUUGAAGAGCAGCAUUUCAGCAUUGAAUUCUUCUCAGUUGGAACCAGUGGUCCGAUUUCUUCAUCUUCUGCUUGAUAAACUAAUACUUUUAGUUGUUAGACCUCCUGUCAUUGCUGGCCAAAUAGUUAAUCUAGGUCAAGCAUCUUUUGAAGCCAUGGCAUCGAUUAUAAAUCGGCUUCACAAAAACUUGGAAGGAAAUCAUGACCAGCAUGGCAGGAACAGCCUUCUUGCAUCAUAUAUCUAUUAUGUUUUUCGCCUUCCAAAUACUUACCCUAAUUCACCAUCACCAGGUCCUGGGGGUUUGGGAGGAUCAGUGCAUUAUGCCACAAUGGCUAGAUCUGCUGUGAGACCUGCAAGCCUUAAUUUAAAUCGUUCUCGGAGCCUUAGCAAUAGUAAUCCAGAUAUAUCUGGGACUCCCACGUCACCAGAUGAUGAAGUACGGUCAAUCAUCGGCAGUAAGGGUUUAGAUCGCUCCAAUUCCUGGGUUAACACUGGUGGUCCAAAAGCUGCCCCAUGGGGAUCCAACCCCAGUCCAAGUGCAGAAUCAACACAGCUUUUUCAUGAGGAGCUGGCUUUGCAGUGGGUUGUUUGCAGUGGCAGCGUUCGGGAAUCAGCUUUGCAACAAGCCUGGUUCUUUUUUGAGUUAAUGGUGAAGAGCAUGGUGCACCAUUUAUACUUCAAUGAUAAACUUGAUGCACCAAGGAAAAGUCGUUUUCCAGAACGUUUCAUGGACGACAUUAAUGCUCUUGUCAGUACAAUUGCUAGUGAUAUAGUUUCACGAUUUCAGAAGGACACAGAAAUGGUUGAGAGACUCAACACCAGUCUUGCAUUCUUUCUCAAUGAUCUGUUGUCUGUUAUGGACAGAGGAUUUGUUUUUAGCCUUAUAAAGACCUACUAUAAACAGGUAUCUUCAAAGCUUUAUUCAUUACCAAAUCCAAGUGUCCUGGUGUCCUUGAGGUUGGAUUUUUUGCGAAUCAUCUGCAGCCAUGAACAUUAUGUUACAUUAAACUUACCCUGCAGCCUGCUAACUCCACCUGCAUCACCAUCACCUUCUGUUUCUUCUGCAACAUCUCAGAGUUCUGGAUUUUCCACCAAUGUACAAGACCAGAAGAUCGCAAAUAUGUUUGAAUUGUCUGUGCCUUUCCGCCAACAGCAUUAUUUGGCAGGACUUGUGUUGACAGAGCUGGCUGUUAUUUUAGACCCUGAUGCUGAAGGACUGUUUGGAUUGCAUAAGAAAGUCAUCAAUAUGGUACACAAUUUACUAUCCAGUCAUGACUCAGACCCACGGUACUCUGACCCCCAGAUAAAGGCUCGAGUGGCCAUGUUGUAUCUACCUCUGAUUGGUAUUAUCAUGGAAACUGUUCCUCAGCUGUAUGAUUUUACAGAAACUCACAAUCAACGAGGAAGACCAAUUUGUAUAGCCACUGAUGAUUAUGAAAGUGAGAGCGGAAGCAUGAUAAACCAGACGGUUGCCAUGGCAAUUGCAGGAACAUCAGUUCCUCAACUAACAAGGCCAGGCAGUUUCCUCCUGGCAUCAACGAGUGGCAGGCAAUACACUACCUUUUCAGCAGAAUCAAGUCGGAGCCUUUUGAUCUGUCUACUUUGGGUUCUCAAGAAUGCAGAUGAGACGGUUCUACAGAAGUGGUUUACAGAUCUCUCAGUCCUGCAGCUAAACCGGCUAUUAGAUCUGCUCUAUCUCUGUGUAUCUUGCUUUGAAUACAAAGGAAAGAAAGUGUUUGAAAGAAUGAAUAGUUUGACCUUUAAGAAAUCAAAAGAUAUGAGAGCAAAGCUUGAAGAAGCCAUUCUUGGGAGCAUAGGCGCUAGGCAAGAAAUGGUGCGCCGAAGCCGAGGACAGCUUGGUACGUACACAAUACCUUCUCCUUCUGAGAGAAGCCCAUCUGGGAGUGCGUUUGGAAGUCAAGAAAAUCUGAGGUGGAGAAAGGAUAUGACUCAUUGGCGCCAAAACACUGAGAAGCUUGACAAAUCAAGAGCAGAGAUUGAACACGAAGCACUGAUUGAUGGAAAUCUGGCUACUGAAGCAAACCUAAUCAUUUUGGAUACAUUAGAGAUUGUUGUCCAGACAGUUUCUGUAACAGAAUCCAAAGAGAGCAUCCUUGGUGGGGUGCUAAAAGUGCUACUACAUAGCAUGGCCUGUAACCAAAGUGCAGUUUAUCUACAACACUGUUUUGCUACACAGAGAGCUCUGGUUUCAAAGUUCCCUGAACUCCUGUUUGAAGAAGAGACAGAGCAGUGUGCUGAUUUAUGCCUCCGGCUCCUCCGACACUGUAGCAGUAGCAUCAGCACAAUACGGUCACAUGCUAGUGCCUCCCUUUACCUACUGAUGAGACAAAACUUUGAAAUUGGGAAUAACUUUGCCAGGGUGAAAAUGCAGGUAACCAUGUCACUAUCUUCCUUGGUGGGCACGUCUCAGAAUUUUAAUGAGGAAUUCUUAAGACGUUCUCUAAAGACUAUAUUGACAUAUGCUGAAGAAGAUCUGGAAUUGAGGGAAACAACAUUUCCUGAUCAGGUCCAAGAUUUGGUUUUCAAUCUCCAUAUGAUCCUUUCUGAUACUGUCAAAAUGAAAGAACACCAGGAGGAUCCUGAAAUGUUGAUUGAUCUAAUGUACAGAAUUGCCAAGGGCUACCAGACCUCUCCCGAUCUGCGACUGACCUGGUUGCAGAACAUGGCUGGCAAGCACUCAGAACGCAGCAAUCAUGCUGAAGCCGCGCAGUGCCUGGUCCACUCAGCAGCACUUGUUGCUGAAUACUUGAGCAUGUUGGAGGACCGGAAGUAUCUUCCUGUGGGGUGUGUAACAUUUCAGAAUAUUUCAUCUAAUGUUUUAGAAGAGUCUGCUGUCUCAGAUGACGUGGUAUCUCCAGAUGAAGAAGGUAUCUGCUCUGGAAAGUACUUUACUGAAUCAGGACUUGUGGGAUUACUGGAACAAGCUGCUGCUUCUUUCUCUAUGGCUGGCAUGUAUGAAGCAGUUAAUGAGGUUUAUAAAGUCCUUAUUCCUAUUCAUGAAGCUAAUCGGGAUGCAAAGAAACUAUCCACAAUUCAUGGUAAACUUCAAGAAGCAUUCAGCAAAAUUGUUCAUCAGAGUACUGGCUGGGAGCGGAUGUUUGGCACAUAUUUUCGUGUUGGUUUUUAUGGAACCAAGUUUGGAGAUUUGGAUGAACAGGAAUUUGUUUACAAGGAGCCUGCCAUAACCAAACUUGCAGAGAUAUCUCACAGAUUGGAGGGAUUUUAUGGAGAAAGAUUUGGAGAAGAUGUUGUUGAAGUAAUCAAGGAUUCUAAUCCUGUAGACAAGUGUAAAUUAGAUCCUAACAAGGCAUAUAUUCAGAUUACCUACGUGGAGCCAUACUUUGACACAUAUGAGAUGAAGGACAGAAUCACAUAUUUUGACAAAAAUUACAAUCUUCGCCGUUUCAUGUACUGUACACCCUUCACUUUAGAUGGGCGUGCCCAUGGAGAGCUUCAUGAACAAUUCAAACGGAAGACCAUUCUGACUACUUCUCAUGCUUUUCCUUAUAUUAAGACAAGGGUCAAUGUCACUCACAAAGAGGAGAUCAUCUUAACACCAAUUGAAGUUGCUAUUGAAGACAUGCAGAAAAAGACACAGGAGUUGGCAUUUGCAACACAUCAGGAUCCCGCAGAUCCCAAAAUGCUUCAGAUGGUACUCCAGGGGUCUGUAGGCACAACAGUAAAUCAGGGGCCUUUGGAAGUUGCCCAGGUUUUCCUAUCUGAAAUACCCAGUGACCCAAAACUCUUCAGACAUCAUAAUAAACUGCGACUCUGCUUCAAAGAUUUUACUAAAAGGUGUGAGGAUGCCUUACGAAAAAAUAAGAGCUUAAUUGGACCAGAUCAAAAAGAGUAUCAAAGGGAACUGGAGAGAAACUAUCAUCGCCUUAAAGAGGCCCUUCAGCCUCUGAUAAACAGAAAGAUCCCUCAGUUAUACAAGGCAGUAUUACCUGUCACCUGCCACAGAGAUUCCUUCAGUCGAAUGAGCCUGCGCAAAAUGGAUCUCUAAAAUAAACAUAGUUGUUUUAUUCUUUUGAAAAGAGCUAUGUAUUCAACAUUGAGUGUGACAAGUUAUGAUCUAUUGAAAAAUAAGACUUGGAACUUAAUUCUGGAAAUUAUAGCAUUAAUUUACUCAUUGAAGAAUGCAGUGGCCAAAACUGUCGAUUGUUCGAAGCUUGAGAAUCAUGGCUAUGGCUUCUAAUGUUCUGGUAAUAUGCUGUUAUCUUUUUUUAAGACAUUUUAAUGAUUCAAAGGUACACUAUACAUUUACCAUUAUUUACACCAUAGCUAAUGUUAAAUUUAUUUACUUUAAGUUUGUACUUUUUAAUUUAUAUUACCAUUUAUAGAUUCAUUUUGGAACCAUUUUAAAUGUAGUAAUGCUUAUUUUAAAGGUACCAUUAAAUAUGUGAACGUUUACACUAAUUUUACUGAGUGGGACUUUAAAAAAUUUCUUUUUUUGACAAAGGCAGAUAGUAAGUUAAAUGUGAUCAAGAACUAGUUCCAAAACUACCAAAAAUGGAAAGAAAAAUUGACAGUCACUUUACGGCCCCAAAGAGUCUCAAAUAAAUGAAUAAAUUAAUGGAUGUAGAUAUUGACAGCUGGUUCAUGAAGCCUUAAAACUGGUUUCUAAGCUAUUUUCCUUUUAGACACCCCAAAAAGGGAUUUAGAAUAAAUUGCAGAAAUAACUUUACCUAAUAAAAUAUUUGUCUAUAAAUUAUAGGGAUCACUAAUACCAGUGACAGUAUCUUGAUCUUUGACUCUCAACCUUAUUACAUUAAUGAUAUUGAUAAGAACUUAAUGACUCAGCAACUAAAAUGAAUGAUUCCUGUAUUUCAAAUUAAACAAGCCAGCUUAGUGUUCUAAAUUGUUAAAUUAGAAAUCUGCUUUAAGGCUAUAUUACAUCAUCAUGAAAAUAACACUAAGAGCUGCUCUUUGACUUUAAUCUGCCAGUUGAAUGAGAAGUUAUAUUUUUUAAACUUGUAUAGAUUUUACAAAGUACAUGUAAUCAGUAAAAUUAGCUGUUUUAAUUAAGAAUAUAAAAUUAUAACUUUAUAAGAAACUAAUGCAAACAUUUUUUGACAACUAUUUGGCAAGUUUUUCCAAGAAAGUGCAUUAAUGAUUUCUGGAUUGUUUUGAACAAUGUUUUUCCUUUGUGUGGUAUUAUAGCUUAUACAAAGUCAUCAUUUAUAAUCUGCCCCUUUGAUCUACUGACCAGUUACAUGAAUCACAUAGAACUGAUCAAAUUGAAUACAGUGCCUUUAUUCUGUAGUUGAUGUUGAAAACAAGAUCUCAAAAACAUCUGAUUCUCCUGAGUGCAUAGGUGAUGAGUGAUAUCUACCCCCUCUGGCCUACCUUUAUAACGGGCAGUAUCAUCUCAAAUUCCUCUUAUCUACAUCGAUUGGAAGGCUGAAUUACAAAAAGCUUUUUCAGAUGUGUGUAUAAUGUUGGACCACAAGGGGUUGACUCAGGAGUAUAACCUCAAAAAUAUAUUUGGUGACAGAGGAUCCAGAUGAACAAUAAGGAAAGAAGGAGUUAAGAAUGGAAAUUCAUUAAAACAAUAAAGGUAACAUAUACUCUCUUCUUUAGGGUGGGGAUGGGAGUAAACAUAAGGCAGAGAAUAUUAAAUAAUCCCGAGGUCAUCUCUUUAGGUUACAUUUAUGUAAGAGUUUCAAUUGUUUCACAUAAAUCGCAGUAACAUCAAUAACUUUAACAUUUAUAUUAACUAUGAAUUAUCAUGUAUUACUAUUUUAUGACGACUCAGAAGAGGCUUCCUCUUACUGUUAAAAACUGGUAUACUGAACACUUGCUAACUUCCCACAUACUCCAGUUUCCUUUAAACUUUCUCAUAUCAGGAAUCUAUACUAGUAGUUCUUAACCUUGACUGUCUCCUGAGUAUUACAGAAGCCCAGGUUCUAUCCUAGAACUACUCCAUCAGAAGCUUAUGGGUUAAUGUUCAGGGCUGUUUCUUUUUAAAAGUUCCAUUAGAGAUUUUGAAUGUAGGUGAGAACCAUGAUUUUUUAUAUCACAUCAUCUUAUGGAAGAAUGUAAGACAUUAUUUAACUAUGUAACUAAUUUAUUAGUUGACACUCUUGUUGAAAUGGGUGUGUUAUUCCAAUAACAUUUAUAUAUUCUUUAUAGUUAUUUUUAGUAUUAGUACCAAGGAUGUCCUUUAACAAGUCAUGAUAACUUAUCAUUUCCCAAUUUAAUAUAGUGUAUUUAAGUAAAAAUUCAACAAAGUUUUAUAUGUGUGCCCAAAGCAUCAUUUUAAGUUCUCCAUUAAUGUAUGUCUACUUGAAAGAACAACUAGAAUGCAGCAAUUCUUACUGGAAACUUCUUUUAAGUAUGACAACUUAGAUGGACUAAGCACAAUUUGAACUCUACUGUUUGAAAAUUUCUUUACUCCAACUGUGAGAAAGUAUUGAGUAUUAUUAAAGGUAAGUAUGCCUGUUCAUUUCUCCUAUGAAUGUGUGUACAAUGUGUAAAUAUAUUAUACACACAUAUUCUGUUCUUUAAGAGAAUUCAGCUAUAUUUAUGGUAAAGAUAUACAAGUUAAGAAAAACUGAGCAUUUGUAUAGUUUUUAAUCCUUUUAAAUUUUAUUGACCUGGUUUUUAAAAAAAGUAAAACUUAAGGUCACACCUCUAAGUUUGAUAUACUAUAUACAGAUCGUGCAGAAUAUGACUAUGAAGAGAUA